UUCAUUAUGAUACUUGCUCAAGAAUAUGUGCCAGGAACUUCGUAUAACCCAGGUGCACAAACGCCUCCUCAGCCAGAAGUGGGAAUUCCUCCGUACCCACAGACAUCAAACCAGCAAAUGAACAAGAAGCUCAAAGUUAUUUAAGCUGAGGUUAUUUCACCCCCCAACCAACCAACCAAAUUUCAGCAAUUAUUUUUUCAUACUGUAAGAAUAUAUUUUACAUAAAAAAUAACGUUUUUCAAGCGAGUAUAUAAAGCACCUCCACAAUACUAUUUAGUUUCAGUGACUGGUAAUGGGUCUCCUUAACUUCUGAUACAGCGCUCGUAAUGCACCACUACAAUUUUAUAUAUUUUCAGCAGCUCUUAGAAUUUCAGCAGUUGCCCUCACCUUUAUUCGGAGAUUAGUCAAUUUCUGAGUGAGUGCACCACCAUAAAUCUAUUUAGUUUCAAUAUCUGUUAUCAUUUCACUUGUUGUCGUUAAUGUUGUUCAUAGAAUGAUCUCUCUCAACUUCUGAUUGAGUAUUUGUGAUCGUGCCAUUUGUAGAUUUGCUGCCUGCCUUGUUGCCUCUAUCAGUGAUUACCAAGACCCUCUUUUUCAUGAAUUAUAGAAAGUAUAAGAUUUUUGUUUUUUUAAAAUCAUUAUUUGUCGAAAAAUGCCAAAUUAUUUCUGUUUGAAUAGGUUUUUAUUAAAUCAUUUACCUCUCUUGCACUUUUUGUAAAUUUUAUGAUUUUAACUUGUAUCAUAUUGUGAUGUACAUCCAUCCUUUGCCAAAUUUGCCUUUGAUUCAUCAUCAUAGCUUUCUUUAUAUAUUUUUUACGAUUGAACACUUAGAUUAUGUCAACGGUGGGCAAACUGUGGCUCCCCAGAGUUUUUAUGCGACUUCUCGCUAGCAUUAUCUAUUAUCCAAAUUUAAAUUACAGAAACUGUAGUGUACUUUUUCAAUUGAUUAAGCAGUGCAAUAAAUUUUCAUUGAUUAAGACAAACUAUGUUUUAGUAUGAAAAUUGGUGUGGCGUUUUGUUAUAGUAUGUAAUAUUGAUCGUGUUAAAUAUUACUCUGACUGUAUUCUGUCAUAAGGAAAUUUGCUGAUAUUGUCGUAGUCAAUAGCCCAAAACCCUUUUUCGCGUUCCCCAAAUUGGUAUCAAUGUAACAGUUACAAUGCAAAAUUAUUUAUUAAGUCUAAUAUUGAUGAUUUUUAAAAUUAUGCAGUUCCCACAUAUUUCUGACUUGAUGUAUGCGGCUCUUAUACCAAAAAUUUUGCCUUCUCCGAAUUAUGUUUUUGACUUGCAACCAUAUUAAAAAGGGUUGAUAUAAACUACUUAAAAAUGGAUCGAUUGCUAGCAUCAGACUCAAAACAAAAAAAUAUUGUGACCGAGCUAUGAAAAGAGACUUUGGAGUGCUUCAGUACAGGGUAUUCAUAAAGUUUACAAUUUUUAAUUUUGUUAUGAAGUCAGUUCUCAAUAUAUAUAUCUAAACCAGAUUUGUUUUUUUAAUCAGUAUUUUCACUUCAUUUGAUACGUCUGUGAGGGACAAAACACUAUGUGGUAUCAUAAAAUCUCCUUUGUAAUUUUAAUGAAUUUCAAGACUAAUCCUAUAUACCAAAAUACCCAGUUUCAAAUUAUUUUAAUAUUUGGAUUGAUUUGGACUAACAAACCAACUUUCAUUUCUUUGUGUUCAAAGCUCAUAGUAAAAUAAUUACAAGAGAUACUGCUUUAUUUUGUUGCAUUAUGGCUCAAUCUCCAGCUGGCUUAUAUUCAAGGCUUGAUCAAGCUGUUGAACCAGAGGGUGGGACAGCAAGCCCUCAACAGGGUCAGGUUACUUCGCCACCCCAGCAUGCAACGACUACAUCAACCCCUCGGAAGAAGUUCAGAGCAAAAUACAAACUUGUGUUGUAUCAACUUGGAGUUACUGAAAUUGUUCUUGGCGUUUUAUCUGUCAUUUUGUUCAUCUUUACAUUGAUCAUCGCAAGCACAAAGACGACUUACGUCUAUCACGAUAAUGACCUCGGUAGAACGUACGGUCCAAAAAUAGACUACAGCAUUACGUUCGCUUCUCACGGAAUAUGGUGCGGUGCUGUUGUUAUUGCAUCUGGAAUGCUUGGAUUUGAAGCUAGUAGAAAACCAUCUGCCUGUCUUUAUAAUGCGAACAUGAUUGUCAGCAUUGUAGCUUCUUGCUUCAUGGCUAUGUUGUGGAUAUUGUCUGUGAUAUGUGCUGGAGACACUUACCCACGUGAAGAUAAUGAAGGCAUCAUUGCUGUUCAUUGUAUUUUGGCUGCCAUUGGAUUUGCUGGAAUGAUUAUUUGUAUUCUUCAUUCUUCAUACUACCGCGCUGGUGUUUGUUGCCGCAAAAAAUCGCAAUGCGUGGUUCUAAAGGCAACUUACCCUGCUUAUCCGCAACAACAAAUGGUUCAGCUCGCAAACGGCCAAUUCAUUAUGAUACCUGCUCAAGAAUAUGUGCCAGGAACUCCAUAUAACCCUGGUGCACAAACGUCUCCUCGGCCAGAAGUGGGAAUUCCUCCGUACCCACAGACAUCAAACCAGCAAAUGAACAAGAAGCUCAAAGUUAAUUAAGCUGAAGUUAUUUCACCCCCCCCCCCCAAAAAAAAAAACCAUUUUCUAAGAAUAUUCGAAACAGAAUCGCUAGAAUACACAGCUCGAGCGUUGCUCUUUGUAAAUACGCAAACAACACAGCUGCCAAAUUGAAAUACUUUCACGUUUUCAAAUGACAACUAAAAAAGUUUGUGCUAGCAACUUAGUGUAUUGAGUAUUGACAUAAAAAAGGGGUGUGUAACCUGCGGACCGCAGGCCAAAUGUGGCCCAAAGUUUGAAGUUGCGGCCCACGACAUGAGUGUUAAUUUAGUUGAAUUUAUUAAGGUGAGUAAAUCUCCUUUGCGUUGCAAAGCCUAUACCCGAGUCCAAUUUAUUAUAUAUUAUGUUACAAUGCCCUAAGGUUGCACACACCUGACAUUAACUAACAUGCAAUUCUUCGCUAUCAUUCUUUGAAGUCUGAGGAGAUUUUGGCGGUUCAGUGAGUGCAUGUUUUACUCUUAAAGAAUUCCUUCUAAAAAUCAUCGCUUACUACUUUACUAAACAUUCAUGUUUUGUUUUUUUGUAAAAACACAUAUUGCGUCAUAAUUUUUUUUGUUAUUUCAAACACAAUUUCAUGACAUGACCACAGUUAUACUGUCUAAACUUAUAUUGCUGUCUAUGUUUCACUUGAAUAUACAAAUUUUAUUUCUUAGUGCAAUAGUAAACAUAGAAUAAAAACAUAAUUUCUUUUAUAAAUAUAUUUAAGCUAUACUCUGGAUCUUGGUAAAAACUGGUGAGGUGAAAUCAGCUCGGAUUAAGAAAGAAAUUGGUUGAAGUAGCCGAAGCUGAAUAUUUAUUCCUGUACAUAUAUUCUAAAUUUUUAUCAUGUUCAACCAAGCUCAGCACUUAUUUUUUCAUACUGUAAGAUUGUAUUUUACUUAAAAAAUGACGUUUUUCAAAUGAGUAUUUCAGGUCGGGCUCAAGCUUCAGAUCUUAGCUCUAUAAUGGGUCUCCUUAACUUCUGAUACAGCGCUCGUAAUGCACCACUACAAUAUUAUAUAUUUUCAGAAGCUCUUAGAAUUUCAGCAGUUGCCCUCACCUUUAUUCAGAGAUUAGUCAACUUCUGAGUGAGUGCACCACCAUAAAUCUAUUUAGUUCCAGUAUCUGUUAGCAUUUCACUUGUUUCCGUUAGUGUUGUUCAUAGAAUGAUCUCUCUCAACUUCUGAGUGAGUGCUUGUGAUCGU
Molecule: messenger RNA, 3770 nt
Organism: Styela clava
Lineage: Eukaryota; Metazoa; Chordata; Ascidiacea; Stolidobranchia; Styelidae
Source: RefSeq, a predicted model, not a curated record